UUCUAACCCUUUUAACCCAUGGGCGAAAGUAUCAAGGAAUCAUUGUAAAUGGGGAUAAAUAUCCGAGAGAUUGGAGAGACGGUUGACCUUCACGAUUGCAUUCUUUCUCCCUUUCCAAGGGAAGCCGACGAUGGAGAAGAAAAGGGGGGCCACGAAAGGAGAAGGAGAAGGAGAAGGAAAAGACGAGCCAUGGCAGUCGAAGCCCAGAAACUUCCUCAAGCGUCUGGCCGCCAGCGAAGGCUUGCCGGAGGGUUGCCAGGACAGGCAGUCGCUUCCCGACCUAAUCAAGGGCAUCCUGAAAGUUGAGCGCGUCGAAUCCGGCAGAGUCUCCUGCAGUUUCCCCGUGGAGCCGACGAUUAAUCGUUACCGGACACUGCACGGUGGGGCUGUCGCCACGGUCACCGGCAUGUUGGCGGCCGCCUGCGUGGAAACUGUUGCAGGAAAGCAGGAAGAAUUCUUCCUUGGAGAAACUUCCAUCUCUUAUCUUUAUGCAGCCAGACUCCAUGAUGAAGUGAAGGCUGAAGCAUGCGUUACGAAGCGGGGAAGAAGCAUUGUUUUCUGCUGCGUGGAGCUGAGGACCAAAGGCUCAGAAAAGCUUUGUUACACUGCGCGACUUACCUUCUACCCCGUGCCCGCAGCGAAAAUCUGAAAGGCAUCCCGAAGUUUUUAUUCAUCGGCUUAAAGACAUUCAAGUUGAAGCGAGUGAAGACAGGGAUCUGUAAAACCAAAGUUUGCUAGAGUUGUAUAUAAACUAGAGUCUACCACUCUUAUCAAUCUUAACUUUUUUGAAUCCAUCUCUCUCGUUAAAUAUUCACCAGGGGGAGGUCAUUGAAAAAAUAAGUAGGCAAAAUGGUUGUCGUGUUAUAUGUGGUAGCAGUUGACUCACUCUUUUUAUAUAUUAAGUUUAUUGUAAUCUAUUCUUUUCUGCAAAUAUUAGUUGAUAUCAAAGCUGGGAAAUUUUAUUUA
Messenger RNA from Nymphaea colorata (pocket water lily), 966 nucleotides. RefSeq lists its product as uncharacterized. The record is from RefSeq and is a predicted model, not a curated record. NCBI's taxonomy places the organism in Eukaryota, Viridiplantae, Streptophyta, Magnoliopsida, Nymphaeales, Nymphaeaceae. The transcript is spliced from 3 exons. Bases 131 to 649 code for a protein of 172 amino acids. Gene Ontology annotation, molecular function: fatty acyl-CoA hydrolase activity.